Molecule: messenger RNA, 937 nt
Organism: Gossypium raimondii (Peruvian cotton)
Lineage: Eukaryota; Viridiplantae; Streptophyta; Magnoliopsida; Malvales; Malvaceae
Product: peptidyl-prolyl cis-trans isomerase CYP19-4
Exons: 7
Coding region: 94-717 (207 amino acids)
Biological process (GO): protein folding; protein peptidyl-prolyl isomerization
Cellular component (GO): intracellular membrane-bounded organelle
Molecular function (GO): peptidyl-prolyl cis-trans isomerase activity
Source: RefSeq, a predicted model, not a curated record
GUCCUUUCCCGUAUAUAGUUCUUCUUUACUCCUCCCUGCUUCAGUCCAUAACAAUAAUCGCCUACGAAAGUUGAAACACAAAAGAUCGAAGAGAUGGAUAGAUCAAGAUUGCGGUCUCUCACCUUGCUUUGCACUUUGGUUCUUCUUGGAUCUCUAGCUUCUACUCAGGCAAAGAAGUCCAAGGAAGAUCUGAAAGAAGUUACUCACAAAGUUUACUUUGAUGUUGAAAUUGCUGGAAAACCUGCUGGUCGAAUUGUCAUUGGACUCUUCGGAAAGGCGGUUCCAAAAACAGCAGAAAACUUCCGAGCACUAUGCACAGGUGAAAAAGGUGUUGGAAAGAGUGGGAAACCUCUCCACUUCAAAGGAAGUGCUUUCCACCGGAUUAUUCCAAACUUCAUGAUUCAAGGUGGUGAUUUUACACUUGGUGAUGGAAGAGGUGGAGAAUCAAUCUAUGGUGAGAAAUUUGCUGAUGAGAAUUUCAAGCUGAAGCACACUGGACCUGGGCUUUUGUCAAUGGCAAAUGCGGGUCCCGACACCAACGGCUCACAAUUCUUCAUCACAACCGUGACAACCAGCUGGUUGGACGGCAGACAUGUUGUUUUCGGAAAGGUGCUGUCUGGAAUGGACGUGGUUUACAAAGUCGAAGCGGAAGGAAGGCAGAGUGGCACACCCAAGAGCAAAGUUGUGAUUGCUGACAGUGGUGAACUCCCUCUGUAAUUAUCAAAGCUCAAACUUGGGUCUUUUCUUUAUUCCAAUUAAGUCCAUGAUAAAUCCUCCAAGAUGAACCUUUUUUUUUUUUUUUGCUUUUUUGUCCUAGCAGACUCUGGUUAGCUGAUAAGAAUCAUAUCUUUCACUUGCUCUAUGAUAUGUUAUGCGUAGCCUUAAAAACUUAUAAGAUUUGGUUACUGGGUGAUUACAAACAGCCAAGAGUUUUUCA